This is a messenger RNA of Eutrema salsugineum, 2608 nucleotides long. RefSeq names its product somatic embryogenesis receptor kinase 4. NCBI's taxonomy places the organism in Eukaryota, Viridiplantae, Streptophyta, Magnoliopsida, Brassicales, Brassicaceae. The record is from RefSeq and is a predicted model, not a curated record. Gene Ontology annotation, biological process: protein phosphorylation. Bases 440 to 2485 code for a protein of 681 amino acids. Gene Ontology annotation, molecular function: ATP binding; protein kinase activity; protein binding. The transcript has 4 exons.
AAGCUCUGUUCUUCUCUCUUCCUAUUCUCUCCAUAACAAGAAAUAUUCUGCAGAUAAACAAAAAACUUCCAUUCACGAGGGUUGGAGCUAGAGUUUCCAAAAUCGAGAAACAAACAGAUAAAUUUCGGUCCUAGAUUCUGAAGUUGGGUCCCUCUCUAAAACUUUCUAUAUUCUCUUCGCCAAGCUAAAACCACGAAAAAUACGAAGAGAUAGAUCUGCUUCAGAAGAAAACAGAGUACUCUGCUUCAUAAAUUUAAUAGCUUUUGUCGGAUUUUUUUUCCCUUUACUUCUUUUUUCAAGUCAAGAAAGAGGAGAAUUCUACAGACAGAGAGAGAAGAAGAAGUUAGAGCUUAAGAGAAUUCUUGGGCUCUCGUAAAAAAAUCAUCUUUUUCUGCCUAAAGGCGAAACAGAGAGAGAGAUAAAUGAGCAAAGAGCAGUAAUGGCUGCCUUACAUGCCACGUUACUGAUCCUUCUCUCAAUUUUUCUUUCAACUUCACCGACUGUUCGAGGUAAUGCUGAGCUAAAAGCUUUAAUGGAGCUCAAAAGUUCUCUUGACCCGGAAAACAAGCUUCUCCGAUCAUGGACUCUUGACGGCGAUCCAUGCGACGGAUCUUUCGAAGGAAUCGCCUGUAACCAGCACCUGAAAGUCGCAAACAUAUCGUUACAAGGGAAACGUCUGGCCGGAAAACUGUCUCCGGCGGUUGCAGAGCUCAAGUGCUUGUCAGGUCUUUACUUACAUUACAAUAGUCUCUCCGGAGAGAUACCUCAAGAGAUCACGAAUCUCACUGAAUUAUCAGAUCUUUAUCUCAAUGUUAAUAACUUCUCCGGUGAGAUUCCGGCAGAGAUUGGCUCCAUGGCUGGCUUGCAAGUUAUGGAUCUCUGCUGCAACAGCUUAACAGGGAAGAUACCAAACAACAUUGGAUCCUUGAAGAAGCUAAACGUGUUGUCUCUGCAACACAACAAACUAACCGGAGAGGUUCCUUCGAGUUUGGGAGGCUUGAGUUUGUUAAGUAGGCUUGAUUUGAGCUUCAACAAUCUAUUAGGAUCGAUCCCAAAAACCCUAGACAACAUUCCUGAGCUGGAUACACUUGACUUGCGCAACAAUACUCUCUCUGGCUUUGUUCCUCCUGGUCUCAAGAAGUUGAAUGAGAAAUUCAAGUUUGAGAACAACAUUGGGUUAUGUGGCGUCGAUUUUCCUUCUUUGAGAGCUUGUUCUGCUUUCGAUGAUGAAACUAUCCAACAACUCAAGCAGCCUCCAGGUGAACUAGACACUAAUAAAUCAACUCUUCACAACAUUUCCGAGUCUGUGUAUCACCAGAAGCAGAAAUCAUCAUCGAAACUCCCACAAGUUGCUUUGAUCUCAAGCGUGAUUACAGUCGGUAUAACACUGAUUGGUGCUGGUUUAUUGACCUUCUUUCGCUACAGAAGAAGGAAGCAAAAGAUUAGUAACACAGGAGAGAUUUCCGAGGGAAGACUCAGCACAGAUCAACAAAAAGAUUUCAGGGCAUCGCCACUCGUGAGUCUUGCUUACACCAAAGAAUGGGAUCCACUCGGAGACAGCAGAAACGGAGCUGAGUUCUCACAAGAGCCUCAUCUCUUUGUUGUCAAUAGCAGUUUCAGGUUUAACUUAGAAGAGGUUGAAUCUGCAACACAAUGCUUCUCAGAGGCUAACUUACUGAGCAGAAACAGCUUUACCUCAGUGUUCAAAGGAAUCCUCAGAGAUGGUUCUUUGGUAGCUAUCAGAAGCAUCAACAUAAGCAGUUGCAAGAACGAGGAAGUCGAGUUCAUGAACGGUUUAAAGCUUUUAUCCUCACUGUCACACGAAAACUUAGUGAAGCUACGUGGAUUCUGUUGUUCUAGAGGCAGAGGAGAGUGUUUCCUAAUCUAUGAUUUUGCUUCAAAAGGAAAGCUCUCGAAUUUUCUUGAUUUACAAGAAAACGAAACCAACCGGGUUCUUGAUUGGCCUGCAAGAGUAUCUAUCAUCAAAGGGAUUGCAAAAGGUAUUGCUUACUUACAUGGAAGUGAUCAACAAAAGAAGCCUAUAACAGUUCAUCGAAACAUCUCUGUCGAGAAAAUCCUGCUUGAUGAGCAAUUUAACCCGUUGAUCGCUGAUUCUGGUCUUCACAACCUUCUAGCAGAUGAUUUGGUCUUCUCAGCACUCAAAACAAGUGCAGCAAUGGGAUAUUUAGCUCCAGAGUAUGUCACAACCGGAAAGUUCACUGAGAAAACAGACAUUUUUGCCUUUGGAGUCAUCAUUCUCCAGAUACUCUCUGGCAAGCUCAUGCUUACAAGCUCACUGAGGAUUGCAGCUGAAAAUGGAGAGCAUUGUGGGUUCAUUGAUGAGUAUCUUCGUGAAGAGUUUGAUAAAUCAGAGGCGAUUGCAAUGGCUAGGAUUGGAAUAAGCUGUACACAGGAGAUUCCAAACAAUAGGCCCAAUAUAGAGACACUCCUUCUGGAGAUAAACUGUAUGAAGAAGAGUGAAUGAGUGUGCUUUCUAGUUAGUGUUUGAAGAAAAGGUUUUCAACUUUUGUGCUAAGUAUAAUUCUCCGGUUAAGCAGUAUCACAACAAUUGUGUGUUUUUUUUCCUCUGUCUCCAACAAGAACCGGU